AUUUAUUCAAUUUGGGUAAUAUUUCUAAGUUGAACAAUACGACGCGAACAGCAAACCCAGAAAAAUCGACUCGUCAAUUAAUAGCAGGUCCAAACGGCGACACUCGUACAGCCAGCAGCCGAACCCGAUCUCAUCGCUGUCCCCUUUUUCCCCCUUUUGGCAGAGUCUCAGAGCAACAACAGCUCCCCAUUCCUUGUUACUGUUGCCUCGAAAAGGAACUAAUAGAUUGAAAAAUCCAACGGAUUUUACCUCUAAAUCAAUGUGGUUUUUGAGUUUGGUUAUGAGGCAAUAGUAGUUUUACACUUGAAAAUUUUCAAACGAUUCUCUAAUCCUUGGUUCCGAGGAAAUCUCUAUUCGUAGCUAGUUUUGAACUUCUUGAUCUGCUGUUCGUGUUCGAAUUGCGUGGUAAAAGAAUUGCCGCUCACAAGAUUUGAUCCAAAGUUGAUAUCCUGAAUCGGGCGCUGAUCCGAAGUCACUUCGUAUUGUAGGUCCAAAGGCAACCUAAGAUUUCUCUGCAACUAGUCGUCUAUGGCGGACUUGAGCAUUGCUUUUUUCUCUUUCCUCCUCCUUUUCUUCUCUCUAUCCCUCCUAGUUUUUCUCGCCUUCAUCGUCCGACCACGCCCCGUCAAAGUUCCAAUUAAAAAUCGCCAUGUCUUCAUCACUGGCGGCUCAAGCGGUAUUGGGUUAGCUCUAGCUCAACAGGCUGCUUCAGAAGGUGCAAAAGUUUCAAUACUUGCUCGUAACACUGGUAGACUCAAAGAGGCGAAGGAGUCAAUUCGGCUUUCUACUGGCCGUGAUGUGGCCAUUUUCAGCGCUGAUGUGAGAGAUUACAAGGCUGUCAAGAAGGCUGUAGAAGAGGCAGGACCAAUCGAUGUGUUGGUGUGCAAUCAGGGAGUUUUUGUACCUCAGGAAUUGGAGACCCAAGAUAUUGAGGAAAUCAAGUUCAUGAUUGAUGUCAACUUGACUGGGACUUUUCAUUUGAUUAAAGCUGCUUUGCCUGGAAUGAGGAACAGGUCUAACCGUGGACCUGGGUCCAUUGCUAUCAUGUCUUCACAAGCUGGCCAGGUUGGGAUAUAUGGUUAUACAGCUUAUUCGGCCAGUAAGUUCGGCCUCAGAGGACUGGCAGAAGCACUGCAGCAGGAAGUAAUUGGUGAAAAUAUUCACGUAUCACUAAUAUUUCCCCCGGACACUGAAACUCCUGGAUUUGCUGAAGAGAACAAGAGGAGGCCAAAGUUGACUAGUAUAUUAGCAGCUUCUUCUGGUUCCAUGAAAGCUGAUGAAGUUGCAAAAAAAGCUUUGAAUGGCCUUAAAUCAGGAAACUUCAUUGUCCCCUGCAACUUUGAGGGAUUCUUUCUUUCCCUAGCAACCUCUGGUCUAUCUCCUCAGAGAUCAUUCCUGAUGGCAUUUAUCGAAGUGAUAGCAGCUGGAAUUUUACGUGUUGUUGGUCUAUGUUUCCAGUGGAAUUGGUAUGGUAGCAUCGAGAAAUUCCUUGAAGAAAGGAAAUAGAGAAUAACUACUAAACAGAUUCUAACAAAUAAUUCUAUCAAGAAUUGAUAGUUUGAUCGAACAAACGCAUUUCAACCUGAUAGUUAUUACAGAAACCGAACUUUUUCAUAAUGUCUUGUGUACCCCUAGGCUGUCCAAUUUCCAUCUACUUCUGUGGAAGUGAACUAAAGAAGCAGUUUUGGUUCCUCUUUGAUUUUAUGCAUCCAAGUGUUUGUGGAUACUUUGUCCACUAAUUGAGAAGUUUUUUCUAUCUAGUGUACAUGGAGUUCAUAGAUUUCUUGGUUAACUGAUAGAACUGUAUGUUAUCUAUCAACUGCUAUUAGCUAUGCUUAUGUAACACCUCACAACUUUUCUCUUAGAAUUUGAAUCGUUCUUCUGAAGUA
Molecule: messenger RNA, 1889 nt
Organism: Solanum lycopersicum (tomato)
Lineage: Eukaryota; Viridiplantae; Streptophyta; Magnoliopsida; Solanales; Solanaceae
Product: 3-dehydrosphinganine reductase TSC10A
Biological process (GO): sphingolipid biosynthetic process
Cellular component (GO): endoplasmic reticulum membrane
Molecular function (GO): 3-dehydrosphinganine reductase activity
Source: RefSeq, a predicted model, not a curated record